This is a messenger RNA of Cuscuta epithymum, 3135 nucleotides long. Lineage: Eukaryota; Viridiplantae; Streptophyta; Magnoliopsida; Solanales; Convolvulaceae. The record is from the annotation of a GenBank genome assembly.
UGUUAAGGCAAUCUUGAUGGAGUAUGAGAAGGCUUAUGGUCAGGCAAUAUAGGGAAGGGCUGGCUGAGAUGUUGGGAGUGGGUAUGGCCGAUUCAGGAGAAAAAUAUCUGGGAUUACCAGCGUUUGUGGGAAAAGAAAAGAAGGAAAUUCUUGGUUAUUUGAGGCAAAGGGUUAUUAAUCGAAUCCAAAAUUGGAAUAAUUAGUUCCUGUAUGAUGUCUAGGGCCGGGAGGGAGGUGCUGCUUAAGACAGUUAUUCUAAGCGAUGUCCACCUAUGUCAUGAAUGUGUUUCUUUUACCAAGAGAACUAUGUCGAGAAUUAGAGGUUAUUAUGAAUGGAUACUGGUGGAAUGGCGGGAAUGGCAGAGGAAUCAGGUGGUGGGAUUGGGGCUGGUUAAGCAGGCCGAAGAAGUUGGGAGGUUUGGGUUUUCGGAAGCUUGGAGAAUUCAACAUCUCUAUGCUCGCUAAACAGGCGUGGAGGCUUUUUUCUGAGCAAGAUACUUUAGUGGGGAGAAUCUUUAAAGCAAGAUACUAUCCCGGUGGUAAUUUUUUGACUGCUAAAUUGGGUUCUAACCUCUCUUUUGUGUGGAGAAGUAUUUUUUAGGCCCAAUGUGUGAUUAAAGAGGGAUACGUGUGGCAAAUUGGCAAUGGCAGAUAAAUUAAUAUAUGGAACGACCCCUGGCUCCAGAUAACCCGUAUGUGUCUUCUGAAGUCAUUGCAGGUUUGGAAAAUGUGACGGUAGAGGGGCUGAUUUCACAGCAGGAGCAGACCUGGGACAUGGAUAUUUUAGAGGAUCUCUUUAAUACAAGGGAUAAGGAUGUGAUUAAAAGCAUCCCUUUUAGUGUGAGAGAGGUAUCGGACAGGAGGAUUUGAAGGUGGGAAGUAAAUGGCAGAUUCUCUGUUCGAAGCUGUUAUCGGAGAUUAUAGGUGAAGCUCAUCCCGACGGGUGGUUAGGGUGGACGGAGUUUUGGAAUGGAAACUUCCACCCAAAAUAAAAUCUUUUUUCUGGCAACUUUGUACAGACAACUUGCCAACCACGAGGAACUUACGUCGGCGGAGGGUAAACUGCGUGGAGAGAUGUGGUUUGUGUGGUGCAAAUGAUGAAUCAUGUCUCCAUCUAUUUGUCAGAUGCCCGGUGGCUGUUGAGGGCUGGGUUUCUGUUGGAUUGGGUUCAAUUGGAGCUGCAGGGAUGAGUUUCUUACACUGGCUGGAGGGGUUUUUUUUUACAAGGAGGAAAGCAGAGUUGGAGACUGUUGUGUGGGGAUGCUGGGGGCUGUGGGCGGAGAGAAAUGCACGGAUUUGGCAGCAGACCAUGCUGAGUGCUCCUCAGGUUAUGCGCAAGUCCAGGUGCUAUGUAGAGGGUUGGCUCCAGGCACAGAAGCUAGGGAAUUCUGGAGACAUCAGGAGGGAAGAAGGAGUUGUGCUUUGGCUGCUUCCGUCGUCGGGCUGGCAGAAACUAAAUAUUGAUGCAGCUCGGAACCAGAACGGGAGCGGAUAUGGGUGGGUGCUUCGUAAUGACCAUGGAGAGUUUGUGGGGGAGGGGCAAAACCCGGAAUUAUUGAGCAUCCCGGAAGCUCUGAGCUGGUGGGAUUUCAUAGAGGUUGAAUCUGAUGCUUCUCAAGUUAUCUCGGAGAUUCAGAAUGUGUAAGUCUGUCUGCAAUUGGUAUUCUAGCUGAGGAUAUUCGUCAUAUUAGUCAAAGGUUUUCUAAUAUUUCCUUUACUUUCGUUAGACGUUCAGCGAACAAGGUUGCUUAUGCAUUGACUAGAGUAGCUAGUUCUUUGUCUGGAGGUCGCAUAUGGUUGGGUGUUCCCCAAAUUGUAUUUGUGAUGUUUGUGCCAAGUAGAUUAUUUUCCUUCAAAAAGAUUAGACACGUUUUAAUUCUUUGCCGCUAAGUUUUCAAAUAUGCUGGACCGGAUAUUAUAACACGGUUUACUCCUUCACUAAAAAAAAUAAAAAAAAAAUUACACUUCAUCCCUUAAGCUUUUCAGGACUGAUCAAACAGUUAUCUAAAUGUAUAUAAUUAAACUUUGAUCUCAUUCUGAUUGAGUGAGGCUUCAUCCCAAGUUAUAGCUCGAAAUUGCACCCGGAACUUCUCCCUUCACGAUUUAGGAUGUUUUCUUUUGAAUUGAAAUUUGCUGAUCUGAUUUGUUCUGGUUAGAACCGGUCUGGUAAACCUUUGGUUUCUGUGUAUUUUUGCUCAGUUGCUCCUUCCCUGUUUGGCCCGGAAGUUUCCUAGUCUGCUAUUCCGGGUUGGGUGUGGGGCACCAGCUGUCCACCGGCAAACUUUUUGGACUUUGAUACUGGCAAUGGAGAAGUGUCUCAUCAAUGGCGACACUUGGAUCAUCAAAAAAUUUAUGGAUUUUCAAUUUUAUUAUUAUCAUUCUUUUAUCACUUCUUUUUCACAUAAAAUUAAGUUUAUACUACGUAUAAAAUCUCCUAAACAAAAUCCACCGAGAUCACAUAUGUAUCAGACAAUAAAAUUAACAAAAUCGAAUUCAAUCCAUUAAUAAUAAAUGAUGCUACCUUAAAAGAUCUAAGAAAAAUCGAAGUUACAUCUAGAUGCUAUAAAUCAAUCUUCAGAGGCGCAUACUACACUACCAUCAUCGCCGUCGAAUUCCUCUCGGAUGGAGAAAAUCAUCGACUUAUGCCUCCGCUGCGCGAUGCCGCCGGUUGCGGCGGAUACGGUGGCCGGGGAAGAGCACGGUGAUGGCGAUUGGGAGGCGGAGGCGGAGGCGGAGGCGGAGGCGGCGAAAGCCAGACACCCCUCGCUCCAGGAACGUCGGAUGGGGUACGACACGUGGGUGUACUUGGAGGAGGAGGAAUGCGAGCAAUGGCCACGCGAUUUGUGCAACGCGCAGCCGCAGUUCUUAUGGUAGGGGCGGCGCUGGAUGCCGGUGUCGUGCCCGGCGAUGCUGGCCUCGAACAUCCCGCGUAGUAGUCCGUCGCCGGCUGCUCCGGCGGCCAUCUCCGCAACCGCACGCGCUCCCCGCCGCGUCUAUAUAUACCUCUUGAGAAUCGAAUUGAAUUUUUCUUCACAAUUAUACGGAGUUUAUUUAAUUUAUGCUUUUUGGAAUGAAAUUUUUUAGGAGAGAUGGAGGAGAAAGAGGGUUAAAUAAGAAAGAGGAGAGAAGAUGGGU